Molecule: messenger RNA, 2526 nt
Organism: Adineta ricciae
Lineage: Eukaryota; Metazoa; Rotifera; Eurotatoria; Adinetida; Adinetidae
Source: the annotation of a GenBank genome assembly
AUGGCAACACGUACAUCAAAUAAUAAAAUCAAAAUUGGUGUACAUUGGAAAAAUUCUGUUGCAAUCGGUCUUCCAUCUCCAGGCAGUCCUCGUCAUCCAAAACUUAUCGAACUCGACCCGAGUGUUCCACUAGAUAGUUACAUUUCGAAGAUAUGUGAUGAUUGGAAGAUUCCUCAAUUAAACUCCAUUCAUUAUGCACUACGAUAUGAUGAUACACAUAAAUUUGUAACUGAACAAAAUCGUUUGCAAAUUCCAACCGGUCAAGUGUUCUAUCUUUCUCUUUCACAUGAAGACGAAGUUCGAGAUCUACUGAAAUAUUUAUCAUCAACUGAUUAUCAUCGUUAUGAUUCGACUGCACUUGAACGCUUGAAACUAGCAGGUGAAGAUGAAACUUUUGCAUUAGAAUUUGUCAAUCAAUAUGGUCUUGAUCAUCUAUUAAAACUGUUCAUCAAUGAUGAAAAAUCGAAUAAUUUUGAAAAUUUCACACCGAAUCUGCUUCGAUCACUUCAUAACAUAGUGGUUAAUCAACAUGCAGUCGAUUGGGAUAAUCUUGAAUCAAUCGAUAUUAUCAUUGAUCAAUUGAUAGUCGGUGUUAAUCAGUCGAAAAUUACUCGUUCACAUUCAUCAUCUGCAAUGAUGAUUCUCUAUUCAAUUGUAAAUAACGAAUCAAAAUAUUCGUCAAAGAUCAUUCAAACACUUCAAAUCGGACAUCUUCUUGACUAUUGUAACAAACAACAGGAUAUGGAAACACAAUACUACGCACUAUCAUUGAUUAAUGUCAUUAUGAGCAAAGGUGAUCAAAUAAUUCGUUCGUUACUUGUUGUUGCAAUGUCGAAUACAAUCGUCACCCUACGUCUACGCGAACUCGUACAAUCGAUUAUUAAUAAUGAUGAACCUUCUGCUAAUGAUUCUUUUUCAUCUGUAGACAAUUUGGUACAAUCAUCAAGGCAUUUAACUCGAAGUUCGUUGAUUCAACAAUUAUGUCUUCUACAACGAUUCUAUCUCAAUGAAUUGUACACCAAUCAAAUGAACACCGCACCAGAUCGACAUGAUUCGAAGUAUCGAGAUAUGAUAACAGAAUUACGGCGAAGCGCAUUUGAUACUGACCUUUUACUAUCUGAUCAAAGUUGUCAAGAUUUAAGUAUGCGAGUGACAUCAAUGAAUUUGAAUGAAACAAUCACAAAUCCUCGACGUGUGGAAGCCUUACAACGCGAUUAUGAACGACUUGGAUUUCAAGAUCUUCGAGAACCUAUAAAAGAUUUUCAGAGCGUUCCACCUGGUAUUUUAUCAUUACAAAAUUUAUUCUAUUUUUGUAUUCAUCAGAAAAAUGAUUAUAUUCGAUUUGUUUUGGAGAACUCUUGUAAAACUCUCCAACAACAAUGUCCACUUGUCAAAUCAGCUAUUGAAAUUACACGAAUACUUUGUACAUUAUUUUCCAUUGGUAUUGAACCAAAUCGACAUCAAAACCAUGCAGACUAUUUCUUACUUUUCUAUAUAAUUUCUUCAUUUUUCGAACAAGCGUUUGUGCGUUGUUUGUUACUAUUCAACAAAACAUGGAAAGAAAUGCGUGCUUGCGAUGUCGAUUUUCUAGUGGUCAGUUCAGUUGUACAUCAGCAAAUAUGUCAAUCUCUUGGUGAUAUCGGCCUAACGAAUUCUUCAAUAUCAAUUCAUAACAAAACUUUGAUAUCACCAUCGAUCAAUCAAACGACAUUAUCAUCGCCAAUUUUGAAAACAGUAAUGAAUACAUCAUUGACAUCAGGCGUCUUACAAAAGUUCACGUUCGAUUACUUUUCCGAACGAUUGAAUAUUCAUAACUAUAAAGAUAUAUGUAAACGACGAGAUGAUCAAGAAUUGAAACGUGAAGAAACAGUUAUGAGAUUACCAAUUGUUGAAACAUUAAAAGAACGUCUGAGAUCACAUGUCGAAUUGUUAACACGUCAAGCGCGUUUAAAAACAAUGAAAAAAGGUCAGAUAUUUAUGACUAUCGAAAGUCGACCCGGUGCAAAGAAAACUAAAAAUCGAUUAAUGUAUUGGCAAUUGCUCGACAAUGAAAAACAUGUUCAAUGUAGUGAAACAACAUCGACAACGACGAAAGAGAAUCUUGCGAAUAAUAAUAAUAAUAAUUCCACGUCAAGUCUAACUCGAACGAUGAUUCCACUUGAAAAUAUCAAAGACGUUCAAUCGAACAUGGAUCAAUCACGAUCUGCAAGUUUUAUAGUUCAAGAACGUAGUGGAAAAUUUCCUCGUCAUAGCAAUGCACAUACGAGCAUUACAAUUUCCCUCCAUAAUGAUACAACAUACACAUUAUUAUGCGAAAAUGACUACGAUAUGUCGUGUUGGAAUGAUGGGUAUAACAUUCUCUUACAUCGAGAAAUGGAUAGUUUCUAUGCUCGUGAAGAUAUGGAAUCUCUCUUGAAUCUCCUUUGUCAAUUACAAAUUCUUGAAUUAGAUAGUCCAAUGAUUACUCUUCCUCAACAUCAAUUGUCAGUUCCUACUCGUUUACCACCACGUCGUCCCCUUUCAUAA